Molecule: messenger RNA, 729 nt
Organism: Adineta ricciae
Lineage: Eukaryota; Metazoa; Rotifera; Eurotatoria; Adinetida; Adinetidae
Source: the annotation of a GenBank genome assembly
AUGGACGUACUUAACCCAAUGACCUACGAUGCCGAAGAAGAUCAAUUACGUGAUCGUACAAAAUAUAGUCAAAUGGACAAACAUCUUAUACCGGUAGAGUUUCAACAACAACCUGUAUCCACUGGUACAACCAUCGUCGCUGUGGAAUAUGAUGGAGGUGUCAUCAUCGGUGCUGAUACACGUACUUCAUCGGGAACAUUCGUUAUGAAUCGAUUCACGGAUAAAUUAACACAAUUAACUGACCGAAUCUUCUGUCUUCGAUCGGGCAGUGCUGCUGAUACGCAAGCCAUCGCUCAGGUUGUUACUUAUCAACUUGAUUUUCUUUCAGCAGAAAUGAACGAGCCCCCACUUGUGCGCAUUGCUGCCAAUUGCGUUCGUCGUAUGAUCUAUCAAUAUCGUGAUGACUUUCUUGCCGGUAUGAUUGUUGCUGGAUGGGAUAAAAAAUUAGGUGGACAGGUAUACUCAUGUCCCCUCGGUGGCUUACUUGUUCGACAGCCAGUUACACUCGGUGGUUCAGGUAGUACCUAUAUUUGGGGCUAUCUCGACAACAACUAUCGUCCAAAUAUGACCCAACAAGAAUGUUAUGAUUUUGUAUUGAAAGGUAUAACCUUAGCCAUCACUCGGGACGGUUCAAGCGGCGGUUGCGCUCGUAUUGCCAUCAUCAACAAAGACGGUGUUGAACGUAUCGAUGUCCUUGGAAAUGAUUUACCAAAAGUUUUCGAUCUUUAA